AUGACCGACAUGCUGCCAUCUGCCUCAUGUCCUUUCUGCCGAAUUGCAGCAGCGUAUCCUCCAAUUCCACCGUUGACGUUUUCUCAGCACAAGCAGGAAAUCACAGGUGGAGCCGUUUUCUCGACAGAUACUACACAGGAGACGCAUGCGCAUCUAGUCCUGUCGACUACGUCCGUUUUAGCAUUCUUAGAUAUUAUGCCCUUGACUAGGGGCCAUGUUUUAGUCGUUACGAGAGAUCAUUACGAGAAGUUGGGAGAUAUGGGUGUAGAGGUUAGCCGGGAGUGGCUGCCUGUCAUCUCACGAGUUGUAAUGAAGACCAUCUUUGGCACAGACCAGGAGUCGGACUGGAGCUGGAACGUGGUGCAGAAUAACGGCAUCGGGGCAGCACAGCAAGUGCCUCACGUCCACUUCCAUGUGAUUCCCCGCCCUCCGUUGGAUGCGGCACCCACCGCGGCCAAGAUGAGUUUCGUCAUGUUUGGACGCGGGCAGAGGGAUGAGCUAGACGAUGAGGAAGGGGAGACUCUGGCUAAAGCGCUGAGGGAGGAGUUGGCUAGCGAAGUUUGGCGUGUAAGAGAGAGGGAACGGGUGGAUUUAGACGUGGAUUCUGCGUGUGUGCGCUACCAGAGGACGAAGGGGAAGCUGUAG
Aspergillus clavatus NRRL 1 is the source of this 645-nucleotide messenger RNA. RefSeq names its product HIT family protein. Gene Ontology annotation, molecular function: catalytic activity. The record is from RefSeq and is a predicted model, not a curated record. The transcript is spliced from 3 exons. Gene Ontology annotation, biological process: nucleotide metabolic process. The coding region runs from base 1 to 645 and encodes 214 amino acids. Lineage: Eukaryota; Fungi; Ascomycota; Eurotiomycetes; Eurotiales; Aspergillaceae.